Dissoconium aciculare CBS 342.82 is the source of this 543-nucleotide messenger RNA. RefSeq lists its product as uncharacterized. The transcript has a single exon. Bases 83 to 331 code for a protein of 82 amino acids. NCBI's taxonomy places the organism in Eukaryota, Fungi, Ascomycota, Dothideomycetes, Mycosphaerellales, Dissoconiaceae. The record is from RefSeq and is a predicted model, not a curated record.
UUGACCGCCCGAGAAGCCCACGGCGACGAGGCCCAGCUCGUUCUGCUUCGGGAGGAACUUGGGUUGGAAGGUAGGAGCGUCCAUGUUCGUAUAUGAUCUCGACGUUGACGGGUCGGUGGAGGAUUCGAGAAAGGAUGUCAAGCCAAUGGCGAAGGAGAAGAAGAAGAGGAAAAAGAAGGAACAGGAAAGAUAUGAGGGAACCUUGAAGGAUCUUGCACACGAGGAAUCGAAGAAAGGUCCAGUACGAUCGAUGGAGGAAAGAAAGAAAGAAAGAGCGAGCGGAUCAAAAGCCGAUUGCCAUCUAUCUGUCCCGACUGCCCAGGUGUGUUGAUGCGUGCGGAAUGAUAUCUCUGUGGACCGAGUGAUGAUGGUUGUUAUUAUCAUUACAUACAAGCGAGGUCACAAGAACAUGGAUCGACACACCGCGAAUUACCUAAUGAUUGUCCCAUGGUGUUCCCAUUAUCAUUAUUAUCAUGAUUAUCAGAUGUGGACGUGGGUGGAUGGUGGGAAGGAGCCGCCUCUGAUUGUUACUAUUAUCAUCAU